Messenger RNA from Salvia splendens (bonfire salvia), 658 nucleotides. RefSeq lists its product as uncharacterized. The coding region runs from base 1 to 309 and encodes 102 amino acids. NCBI's taxonomy places the organism in Eukaryota, Viridiplantae, Streptophyta, Magnoliopsida, Lamiales, Lamiaceae. The record is from RefSeq and is a predicted model, not a curated record. The transcript is spliced from 5 exons.
AUGCAGUCACUCAGUGGUGCUUUGCUGUCAAUACAAUCUGCCUCAUUGGAUUUACCACGGUGGUCUAAAUCAACCUCAGCACAAGUAAAUUAUCAGCUUUUGCAACACUGUGAAGCUGAAAGUGUAUCAUACCUGGAUGAGGUGGCCAGCAACACAGCAACUCAGGAUAUGGCACACACUCUGUUGGACUCGAGCUUUUGCAACACUGUGAAGCUGAAAGUGUAUCAUACCUGGAUGAGGUGGCCAGCAACACAGCAACUCAGGAUAUGGCACACACUCUGUUGGACUCGAGUUUUUGCAACUCUGUGAAGCUGAAAGUGUAUCAUACCUGGAUGAGUUGGCCAGCAAUGGCAACUCAGGAUAUGGCAAAGUUUGUUGGACUCGAGGUUCCUGCAUUGCGGAAAAAAGUUUGGUAUAGAUUCAAGACAGUUAAAUACUCCCUCCAAUAACUCCCUCCAAGGCAAGUUACCAGAAGGGGCAACUUGAGUUUAAUACAAAGCUCUUGACAAAUGCCGUCCUAUAUGCUUUAAAUUAUCUGUCAUUCAUCAUGAAGUGUGUUUAUAGGGUUUGUAUUUUCUGUAUGUAUUUUGUGUAGUGCAGGCAGUGUGUAAUGUUUUUUUGUAUGUAUGUGUAAAGUGUGUGUAUUUGUGUUGUGCAA